Molecule: messenger RNA, 429 nt
Organism: Papaver somniferum (opium poppy)
Lineage: Eukaryota; Viridiplantae; Streptophyta; Magnoliopsida; Ranunculales; Papaveraceae
Product: ribonuclease H-like
Exons: 1
Coding region: 1-429 (142 amino acids)
Molecular function (GO): RNA-DNA hybrid ribonuclease activity; nucleic acid binding
Source: RefSeq, a predicted model, not a curated record
AUGUAUGAUCUUCAGGUAUUCUUAUUAUUUGGUGUUACAAGAAUUAAAAGUCAAAGCACUGAAGUUAAACAAUGUUUUUUUAGACUGCCAACUAGAAAUCAAAUUCUUAUAUUUUGUGAUGGAGCUUGUAAAGGCAAUCCAGGGAAAGCAGGGUUUGGUUUUAUAGCAAGAAGUGCAAAUGGUGGUUGUGUUGGAGAUGCUUCAUGUGGUAUUGGCAUAACAACUAAUUAUCUGGCUGAAGUUAUGGCAUUGAAAGUUGCAGGAGAAUGGGCUGUGAAACAAAAGUUACUUGAUGUAUGUUUUAGCCUGGAUUCAAAAGCAGUCUUGGAAGCAUUUAAUAGUGGCAGAAUCCCUUGGAUGGUGGAGAAUAGAUGGAGGAAUAUUGUCCAAAGUAUCCCCUCAAUCAGUUUUAGACACUCUUACAGAUAA